Messenger RNA from Mesorhabditis spiculigera, 1560 nucleotides. Lineage: Eukaryota; Metazoa; Nematoda; Chromadorea; Rhabditida; Rhabditidae. The record is from the annotation of a GenBank genome assembly.
AUGCUCAUCACGGAGGACGCCAUGGUCAAGGAGUACGCGCAGCGGUACAAAUUCUGCAAGAAGCAGAAACCAGAAUCUGCAAAAUUCAUCUGUUCCACAGACGAAGUCCUGUGCCACCGGGGCGAUAUGCCCACCUGCAUGUCGCGGAAAUACUACAGAAUCGACCCGAUGCGGUUUCUGAGGGAUUAUCCGCUGUGCUUGGACGACGUUUGGGGUACCUGCGAUCCGGUGACCCAAACGUAUUGCCGCCUCGACCAGGUUCCAACCUGCCAGAAUCGCAGCGAAUAUCUGCCGGCCGACGCGGAAGCCGCAUGGAUUUGCCUAACCACCUGUCCUCUUGAGACGCACGUCAAAUGUGCGCGGACGCCGGAGAGCUUCCCGACGUGUGAGCCGGCCGCCUUCUAUUCGUUGAUGGGCGUCUGGCCAACCAGUGGUCUUCCCCGUUGCAGCCCUGUAUUGAGCGGUGGAUGCGUGCAGAGCGGCGCAUGGUGCACCGACAGCCAACCGGACCCCGAUGGCGGCAGGGAUGAGCUGCGCGAAUUCCAAUGCCUGCCGGACGAUGUGAACGCGAUCGGCGACGAGCGGGGCCUCUGUCAGAAAGCCAAGACGACGUUGCUCGACAUGCGGAAUCACAAGGGAGGAAUCUUUUCAUACGGGAGCACCGAAUCAAAACUGGCGGACGGCGACGGUCUUUACAUUGCCGGCCAACCGCUCUUUAUUAGUUGUCAGCUGCCCGGAACCACAGCCAGCGACCUGGUGCGCCCGGUGUUUUUCCGGGACGGCGUCAGAACGGAAUACCUGGGUACCGACGGGAGGCCGCUCACCACCGAUCGGGUCAACUUCGACCCCAACGAACUGAUUCAGCUGUCGUUCAGCGCCUUGAGAGUGCGUGACUCGACGUCGUUCACGUGCCGUUGGGAGACGUGGGUCGAGCUGGAAGAUACCGACGGGAAACGGCGCGUGCUCAAAACCUGGUCCGCCCUCUCCAACCGCGUCACCAUCACUGUAUACGAACCGACCGACUACUGCCAAUUCGCGCCUCGAAGGGAUGAAGAGAAUUUCUGUCUCUAUUGCGAGCCCAACACCGUCCCCUGCCACGAGUUCAUCGAGGAACCCUGGCUGGCAGACAAGCUGAAGCUGAUGGCCGAAUCUACCCCCGUGCCCAACACACCCAAGGAUGCCAAUGGAAAAUCCCUGUCGAAUGAGGAGGCCGGAGGUAACGUCACCGGUCCGGAGAAACGCCACGAGGGUUGCUACGCGGCCUGGGAGUUCAUGCAGCUGCCCACCACCGACCUCGACCAGCUGAGGCCGAGGAUUUGCCGUCGAAGGUGCCCCUCGCUGGGAGAGUUGACCUGCCACCGCAUCCAGGGCUUUCCUGACGCCCCACCCGGAUGUCGUUCCGCCGACGAAUUCGCCUACGCCACCGGACGGGACCCGCUCAUCAGCGACACCGACGUCCUCUGCGUUGCACUGGGUGGCAACGAUUCUUCGGCGGUCUUUCCAUUCAGCCACGUCGUCGUGCUCAUCCUCUCUCUCCUCUACACGCUCAACCCGACGGCC